AUGCUCAGAGCAGUGGCCGAGCAACGCACCGAGACCAGGCACGAACGCGACCCAAUCGUGGUUGGUGGACGCCGUGUGGCAACCGCACGUCGACGGGUACGCCAUGAAGUGGACGAGCAGAUGGCAUCUGCGGAGGCCGAAAUUGCUCAGGAGGGCAGUGGUGAGCUGGACUUAUCAGAAGAGGAACAGGUGGCCGAACAUAAGGAUGAACAUAUUGGCAAGAAGAAACUGGCAAAGUUACAGGCAAAAGAGGAACGAAGGAAACAACGGGAGGCGGAACUGCUAGAACGAGAGGAAAGAAAGAAAAGGGAGCAGGAAAGGGAGGAACGCAUGCAGAAGGAGCGAGAAAAGCAGGAGGAAGAAGAGGAAGCGGAACGUGAAAGAAAACGCUUGGAACGGGAGGAACGCGAGAAGCGGGAGGAGGAAGAGUACCAAAAGCUUCGAGAGGCAUUUGUGGUGGAUGAGGAAGGCUUCGAUCAAGUGGAUGAGGAUGAAUCACGAAAUCUUCUGCGCGAAUUUGAAGAUUACAUACGAAGAACUAAGGUUGUUAACAUGGCUGAGAUGGCGUCACAUUUCAAUCUGCGAACUGAGGAAGCAAUCGAUCGGCUGAAUUUCCUGAUUCAAAAUGGUACACUGACGGGUGUGAUGGACGACCGAGGAAAAUUCAUUUAUAUUACUCCGGAAGAACUUCAAGCUGUAGCGAAAUUCAUCAACCAGCGGGGACGCGUUUCGAAAGCGGAACUGGUCGAGUACAGCAACAAGCUGAUCGGUCUAGACUCACGGCCAAUCGACCAGUCAACGAAAGUAACAGCCGCCUCUUAA
This is a messenger RNA of Gongylonema pulchrum, 822 nucleotides long. The record is from the annotation of a GenBank genome assembly. Lineage: Eukaryota; Metazoa; Nematoda; Chromadorea; Rhabditida; Gongylonematidae.